UUUUGGUGGUUUUUUAUAGAGAGAGAAAGAGAGGGAGAGGUUUUUGUGCUUCUUUUUAAUGUCCUCUCCAUUUAGUUAAAAUCAUUUUCAAGAGAAAAUAAAAAAAUAAAAGAGAGAAUCUUGAGAGAGAAUUGAAAUGAAAAUGAAUUGAUUGAAUUGUUCUUGUUCUUUUUUUCCCCUUUAAUUCCUUUGUAAUUGGAUUUUUCUUUGAAUUCUCCGAUCUUGGAUUUCCAUUUCCAUUUCAAUUUGUAAAGCAGAGCAAAUAAUUUUAUUUAUUUAUUUAUUUGGGUUCUCUGUACAUACCGUGUAGAUUUUAAACUGAAGAUCAGAGAGAGUCUGAGUGAAGGAAUGUUGGCAGUGUAAUUGUCAUGUGUGCUUAAGAUAUGGUGCUGAAGAAGAGGCAAGAUUAUGGUUUUAAUGGCUUCCAUGUACCCUUCAUUCCCAGGGCUCCUAGAUCAGCUAGACAGAGGGGUCUGCAAAAGAAAAAAGUUGAAGACAGUCAAAUAUGUGCAUUUGAGUUACUCGCAGCAUUAGCUGGCAAACUAUUGCAGGAGAGUGAAAGUUCUGCUUCCAGCAGUGCUUCUGAAACAAAUGAUCAGCCUGCAAUUGGUGAUAAUGGUAUCAAAGAGGAGCAAGAUAAACCACUUAAAAUUGAGUGCCUUGAUCAGGGAAGCUGUGAAGAAAGUGUCUUUAUCCCUGAGUUCACUGCACCAAGCAGUGAUAAGAAAUUCCUUCUCAAGGAAUGUCCACGUGCUGACAGUGAUUCCAUUCUGGAGCGCUCUUCAAUUAUCACAAAUUCUGAUUCCUCAGAGAAAGCUAGUAGUGAUGUGAAGUCGGCAAUUUGCAAAAGCAAGAGUCCAUGUGAUGAUUUACCUUGCAAAAUAGAGGGAGGCUCUCCUGAUUCUGGGGAAUAUGGUGAUGGUUAUGUGGAAAAUGGAUUCAGCCAACAGCAAGAGGCUGAUGGCCUGGGGACUGGGGGUUUGACUAUUGAUAACACAUCCAGUUUAAAGGAUCCCAUGGAAUUGUGUAUGAAAUUUCCUGCGCUAGUCAAUUCUGAGAACAAUGUCAAAUUGACAUCAUGCAGGAACUCUGUUCCUAAUGCUUCUAGUUUAAGGCUUAGGAAUAGUAUUAAAUUAGGUAUUAAAGAUGAUGACGAAAACUUUUCUAGGUAUAAUAAAUCUGGCAUCAAGCCAAGGGCAUAUAGGUAUCAAUCCCGAAUUGGGGACCGCAGAAUAAGAAAAUUACUGACAUCUAAAUACUGGAAAGUAGCUCCAAAGUUGAAGGACUGUGAGCUUUCCAAAGUUGCCUUUUUAGAUGGGGGAAUGAAGCCUCUAUAUCGCAAGCGGAAAGUAUGUUAUGGUCGUGAAAGAUACCAACAUGACACACUUUAUAAGAAGAGGAAGUUUCCUGACCAUAGUUUAGUUGUUACAUCUGAUGGAGGGUUUAGCAGUGAGAGUGUAUGUAAUUCACCUGAAAAGAGCAAGAAUGUGGACAAGAAUAUCUCAGCUCCAGUGUUUCAUGGAGUUACUGUGCCAGCAAAUGGAGUAUCAUCUUCAAUUAUUGGUCAUCAUGCUUCUUUCCAUUCCAAGGAUUCUCAUGUGAAGUUCAGCAUCAAGUCCUUCAGGAUACCAGAGCUUUUUAUUGAGGUCCCUGAAACCACAACUGUUGGUUUACUGAAGAGGACAGUUAUGGAUGCUGUAACUGGUAUACUUGGAGGUGGAUUGCGUGUUGGCAUGCUUCUUCAUGGAAAAAAGGUUAGGGACGAUAACAGAACCUUAUCGCAGACAGGUAUCAGUUCUAAAGAGAAUCUUGAUACUUUGGGUUUCACAUUGGAACCUGGUCUGUUGCAAACUCCAACUGUGUGCACUGAAGAUUCUCCACUUCCAUUACCUUGCAAUAAUUCUCAACUCGCCGUAAGGUCGCCCACUGCUCCUGUUUUAAAUUCAGGAAAUUCUGAUGCCCCACCUGACCCUCUUGCACUGACUAAUUCAGGCAAUAACCUUGACAGUAACCACGAAUUAAUUUCCUCCCAUAAUGACAAAUUAACUGACAAAACACUGUCAGAUUCUAGAGCUUUGGUUGCAGUUCCACCAGUGAGUGUCGAGGCACUUGCUGUGGUUCCUGUUAACCAGAAAGCUAGGCGAUCUGAACUUGUACAGCGUCGAACUCGGAGACCAUUCUCCGUCUCAGAAGUAGAAGCAUUAGUGCAGGCAGUUGAGGAACUUGGAACUGGAAGGUGGCGUGAUGUUAAGUUGCGUUCUUUCGAAAAUGCAGACCAUCGAACUUAUGUGGACUUGAAGGAUAAAUGGAAGACGUUGGUUCACACAGCUAAGAUUGCCCCACAGCAAAGACGGGGUGAGCCAGUGCCGCAGGAGCUCUUGGACAGGGUCCUAGCAGCUCAUGCAUACUGGUCUCAACACCAAGCAAAGCAACACGGCAAGAAUCAAGCUGGUGUUUUGAAGAUCACGGAGGGCCAUGCCGGUAGAAAUGGAGGUGGAGGUGAAGGUGAAAUUCACUUGUUGUGAUUGUAAAAAGAAGGAAUGUUGUUGACAGGAUUCUCACAGGGAACAAGAAACUUGUACAAAAUGAUUCAAAAUUUAUGUAAUAUUUCUCACUCUCACAACGAUUCAUUGCCACCUUCCCUAUGUGGGAAGGGUGUGGCAUUUGUAAAUGAUUCGAUGGAAUAAAGAAACACUGCUCUAACAGAAUUUACAGUGUUUUUUCUAAUUCAUUGAUUUAAUUGAUGUAAUGUAAUACAGAUAGACAGCAGAAUCCAAAUAAUAAAUAUAGCUUUCUUUUUUGCCUUUUUUCAAA
Jatropha curcas is the source of this 2814-nucleotide messenger RNA. It is a transcript of the gene TBP1, whose product is annotated as telomeric DNA binding protein 1. The record is from RefSeq and is a predicted model, not a curated record. Gene Ontology annotation, molecular function: protein binding. Lineage: Eukaryota; Viridiplantae; Streptophyta; Magnoliopsida; Malpighiales; Euphorbiaceae.